Molecule: messenger RNA, 1466 nt
Organism: Rhododendron vialii
Lineage: Eukaryota; Viridiplantae; Streptophyta; Magnoliopsida; Ericales; Ericaceae
Product: protopine O-dealkylase-like
Exons: 4
Coding region: 76-1146 (356 amino acids)
Source: RefSeq, a predicted model, not a curated record
AAAUAUGUUUUAACACUUAAUUUUGCCUCUAUAAAUACCUAAACUAUGUGCUUCUCUUAGGCACACUUCUAAGCAAUGGAAUCACCAAAAGCACUGGGCUUAGGGAGUUCACUGAUGAGUGUUCAGGAGCUUGCCAAAGAGCCCAUGCUUGCCAUCCCACAACCCUACAUCCGUUCUGAAGAAGAAGAACCUUCAAUUCCCUCCCAUGGAUCUGAUUCCCUGCAAACAAUACCUGUUAUCGACAUGAAUCAAUUAGUAUUUGGCCAAACAGAUCUUGAACUAGAGAAUUUGCACUCUCUAUGCAAAGAAUGGGGCAUAUUUCAGUUGGUGAACCAUGGAGUUGAAUCUUCAGUGGUGGAGAAACUGAGAAAUGAAAUUCAAGGAUUCUACAAGCUCCCUUUGGAAGAGAAAAUGAGAUACAAGAGAAAGGAAGGUGAUGUUGAAGGGUAUGGACAAACCAUAAUCAUGCAUGAAAAUCAAACAGUUGACUGGGCCGAUAGAUUUUACAUAAUCACCAACCCUGUCCAUAGAAGGAAGGAUCACCUACUCCCAGAGCUCCCUUCAUCACUUAGGGAAAGCAUGGAGUCUUACAUCUCAGAGCUGCAAAAGCUUGCGAUGACGCUUUUAGGUUUGAUGGCGAAGGCUCUGAAGAUAGAGGAGAGAGAGAUAGAGGAGAUUUGUGAUGAUGGGAUGCAAGCAGUGAGGAUGACAUACUACCCUCCAUGUCCGCAGCCCGAAAAGGUGAUGGGCCUUACGGCCCAUUCGGACGCUACCGUCAUCACCAUACUUCUCCAAGUCAAUGGCGUCCAAGGGUUCCAAGUUAAAAGAGAUGGGAUUUGGAUUCCUGUCAAUGUCCUCCCAGAUGCCUUUGUUGUCAAUGUGGGAGAUGUCCUUGAGAUAUUCAGCAAUGGUCUCUACAAGAGCAUUGAGCACAGGGCAACUGUGAACUCGGAGAAGGAGAGAAUAUCCGUUGCUAUGUUUUUCAAUCCAAAGUUCCAGUCGGAGGUUGGACCAUCACCCACCCUUUUGAACCCGCAAAACCCUCCACUGUUCAAAAGGGUUGGAAUGGAAAAAUAUGUCAAGGAUUUCUUUUCUCGUAAGCUCGACGGGAAAUCGUUCUUAGAGCAAAUGAGGAGAUCGAGCUGAAAAAUGGAGCUGACAACACUACUAUGUGAUCGAUCAUGGUUACCAGUUGCAGUUGGAGUACUACUUGUCUAAAAAUAAAGGACAAAAUAAAAUCCUGGUGCAUGUGCUUUUGAUCAUGUCAUGUAAAUAAAGUAUCGUACGUAAGUCCUUCCUAUUCGUUUGAAUAAAGGAGCUGUCGGAUUCGGAUUUCGAUCCAAUUCGGUUCAUUGAUAGGCCUACUGCGGGGUGGUCCAAGUAAAGUCGGAGUACUUUGUAAUUUGCUCGAUCAUCGGUAGUGAUGCUACUGUUUAAUUCAUGUAAAUAUAAUGUGACAAUGUAAA